Messenger RNA from Bufo gargarizans (Asiatic toad), 3806 nucleotides. RefSeq names its product aminopeptidase puromycin sensitive (gene NPEPPS). The transcript is spliced from 23 exons. Gene Ontology annotation, molecular function: zinc ion binding; peptide binding; metalloaminopeptidase activity. Gene Ontology annotation, cellular component: cytoplasm. Bases 153 to 2780 code for a protein of 875 amino acids. The record is from RefSeq and is a predicted model, not a curated record. Lineage: Eukaryota; Metazoa; Chordata; Amphibia; Anura; Bufonidae. Gene Ontology annotation, biological process: peptide catabolic process; proteolysis.
CGGCUCCGCCCCCCCUUCGUUCGUUCAGUCAGUCAGUCAGUCGGUGCUCGCUAGGAGGUUCGCCUGUGUCUGUUCGGUCCGUUACGUGGUCCGGUGAACAAUUUUUCCCCCCCUCUCUGUUUCUGACAGGCCGCGGAGCUUCUGUUCCUAUCAUGCCGGACCGCAGACCUUUCGAGCGGCUCCCCACAGACGUGAGGCCCGUCAACUAUGGGCUGUGUCUCAAGCCCGAUCUCAUAGACUUCACCUUCGAGGGGAAACUGGAGGCCGCUGUGGAGGUGAAGAAUGCCACAAAUCAGAUUGUCAUGAACUGCGCAGACAUUGACAUCAUCACUGCUUCGUAUGCUCCAGAAGGAGAUGAAGAAGUCCAUGCCACAGGUUUUAACUAUCAGAAUGAAGAUGAGAAAGUGACUCUGUCCUUCCCCAGUACUUUGCAAAAGGGUACUGGGAUGCUGAAGAUUGAUUUUGUUGGGGAGCUGAAUGAUAAAAUGAAAGGAUUCUAUCGCAGUAAAUAUUCCACGGCUGCUGGAGAAGUGCGCUAUGCUGCAGUCACGCAGUUUGAGGCCACAGACGCACGCAGAGCUUUCCCCUGCUGGGAUGAACCGGCUAUCAAGGCAACCUUUGACAUUAUUCUGAUUGUCCCCAAAGAUCGAGUAGCUUUGUCAAACAUGAACCUAGUUGAACGGAAGCCAUAUCCAGAUGAUGAGAACCUGGUGGAAGUGAAAUUUGCACGCACCCCUGUAAUGUCUACCUAUCUCGUGGCCUUUGUGGUGGGAGAGUACGACUUUGUAGAGACGCGAUCUGCUGACGGAGUGCUGGUCCGAGUUUAUACACCAGUCGGAAAAGCAGAGCAAGGGAAAUUCGCCUUGGAGGUUGCUGCUAAAACUCUGCCUUUCUAUAAGGAUUACUUCAAUGUUCCCUACCCCCUUCCCAAGAUUGACCUCAUCGCAAUUGCAGACUUUGCAGCUGGAGCCAUGGAAAACUGGGGCCUGGUCACCUACAGGGAAACUGCUCUGCUUAUUGAUCCCAAGAACUCCUGCUCUUCCUCUCGCCAGUGGGUGGCACUAGUGGUGGGACAUGAACUGGCUCACCAGUGGUUUGGGAACCUAGUUACUAUGGAAUGGUGGACCCACUUGUGGCUAAAUGAAGGAUUUGCCUCCUGGAUUGAAUAUCUGUGUGUGGACCAUUGCUUCCCAGAGUAUGAUAUAUGGACGCAGUUUGUUUCUGCUGAUUACACUCGUGCUCAAGAACUGGAUGCACUGGAAAAUAGCCACCCAAUCGAGGUCAGUGUGGGCCAUCCUUCUGAAGUGGAUGAAAUAUUCGAUGCCAUAUCCUACAGCAAAGGAGCAUCUGUUAUCCGCAUGCUACACGAUUAUAUUGGGGAUGAGGACUUCCGUAAAGGCAUGAACCAAUACCUUACCAAAUUCCAGGAGAAGAAUGCUGCCACAGAGGACCUAUGGGAGUCUCUUGAGCAAGCCAGUGGGAAGCCAAUCGCUGAUGUAAUGAGUACGUGGACCAAGCAGAUGGGUUUCCCAUUACUCUAUGUGGAAUCGGAGCAGAAAGAAGACACGCAUAUAUUAAAGUUGUCUCAAAAGAAGUUCUGUGCCAGUGGGCCACAUAAUGGUGAGGAGAGCCCCCUUUGGAUGGUACCGAUCAGCAUCUGCACCAGUGAAUCCCCGGCAUCCGCUAAAUUGAGAUUACUAAUGGACAAGCCAGAGAUGACUGUUGCUCUAGAAGGUGUGACCUCAGACCAGUGGGUUAAGUUAAAUCCGGGGACAGUUGGUUUCUACCGCACCCAGUACAGCCCUUCUAUGCUGGAAAGUUUGUUGCCUGGUAUUAGAGAUCUCUCCCUUCAGCCAGUGGACCGGCUAGGCCUGCAGAAUGAUCUGUUCUCCAUGGCGCGAGCAGGCAUCAUCAGCACGGUUGAAGUCCUUAAAGUCAUGGAGGCCUUUGUGAAUGAACCUAAUUACACUGUAUGGAGCGACUUGAGCUGUAAUCUAGGGAUCCUGUCCACACUCUUAUCUCACACAGAGUUCCACGAGGAGAUUCAGGGUUUCAUCAGAGAUGUCUUCUCACCGAUUGGACAACGCUUAGGCUGGGACCCCAAACCUGGGGAGGGACACUUGGAUGCACUUCUGAGGGGCCUAGUUUUGGGGAAGCUGGGAAAGGCUGGUCAUAAAGCGACUCUGGAAGAAGCACGUCGUAGAUUUAAGGACCAUGUAGAAGGAAAGAACUUGUUAAGUGCUGACCUUAGGAGCCCGGUUUAUGUGACUGUUCUGAAACAUGGAGAUGCCACAACUUUGGAUACCAUGCUGAAGCUCCACAAGCAAGCUGACAUGCAGGAGGAAAGGAACCGAAUCGAACGGGUUCUAGGAGCCAUUUCUUCCCCGGAGUUAAUCCAGAAGGUGUUAAGCUUUUCACUUUCGGAAGAGGUACGUCCUCAGGACACAGUGUCUGUAAUUGGAGGUGUUGCUGGAGCCAGCAAGCUUGGCAGAAAAUCUGCAUGGACCUUUGUGAAGGAAAAUUGGGAGGAACUACAUAACCGGUACCAAGGUGGCUUCCUUAUCGCACGACUCAUAAAACUUUCUGUCGAUGGCUUUGCUAGUGAGAAAAUGGCUGCCGAGGUUAAGGCAUUCUUUGAUUCUCAUCCAGCGCCCUCUGCUGAGCGUACAGUGCAACAGUGCUGUGAAAAUAUCCUACUGAAUGCUGCCUGGCUGAAGAGAGAUGCAGAUGCUAUGCAUCAGUAUCUAUUGCUGCGCAAGUCACCCUCCUCGACAGUGUGAUUGUUCGCAGUGAUUCCCAUCCGCCUGCUCUCUCACCGCCCCAACAGGCUAAACCCUAGGUCCCCUGCUAUGGGAGGCUAUGUACCUGUCCUCCCUAUCCCUCAACACCCUUUCCACACUCUGGGAAGCUGGUGCAAAAAAAUAAAUAAAUAAUGAAAGCUCCCAUUUGAUCCUCGUUCAGUCCUCAAUCGACUCCUUAGGGAUUUUAUUAAAUUGCUCAGUCAAAUUUGUACAUAUAAUAGAAGUAGCGCCAAGCUGCUAACUGUGAAUCUCCCAGAUGUCCUUUCCGUGGAAAUUCUGCCUGAGAAUAGAAGAGAGUUUUUGUAGUGGUAGAGGUACCAAAACCAGUGUAGAGGGUUAUCCUUAAGUAAGGGGCCGCAACUUGACGAGUUAUCACAGAGAGUGCAUUAGCCAGGGCCAUUAACGGAAGGUGGCUGGGUUUAGAUGGAACUUUUUUUUUUUUUUUCCUUUAUUUUCUGGUGAGGGCUUUUCGCUUCAUGUUCGGUCCUAUAUACCUCUUGUAUUCUCCCACAUCAGAAAAUUGUAUUUGUUGGCUGCCUGUAUGUUCUGAUGUUAUACCCCUUGUUCUGAAAGGAAUAUUUAAUCAGGGGUUGUCUGCCCUCACACUAAUCUCCUGCCCACCACUCUGUACUUCUGUGGCCUGGGCCAGUACCGGAGAGGCUUGCAUUGUGGAGGCCUAUCUAGUACUGUACUGAUAAGCAUAUCUAUACUGUAGACUUCUUUUCUCACCUGUGCCGGAAGGAAUAAGGUGCAGGCACUGUACUCAUGUUCUUGAUGUUUUCUCCCCUCUUUCCUUCCCAAUUUCUAGGUUAUUCCCACAUCCUGGGUCUGUGCAGUCUAAUGGCAUAGUGGCAGGGCCGUGGGCCUUGGUUCUGAGACUUGCUUACCUGAGUCCUCUUUUGUGCUAUUGUUUUAAAACUUUAAAAAAAUUGAAUUAAAAAUUUGAAAAAAAUAGUAAUAAUAAAAAAAUGUUGGCGUUAAUAAAGACAAAAUGUGAGUGUGUAA